AUGGCGGAGAACAAAGAGCAAUCCGUUGCCGUACGCGCGCUAGGAUCGCAGCAUGAAACUACUGAGAGAAGGCGUGGAUCACCAGCAUCAGAACAAGCUCAACAACGAUCACGAACAACGCCUCCUCGAACUCCGUCUUCUAGGGGUGGCCAUGCAUCGCCCUACGUCCGAGUUUCGUUGAAAGGCUUCCUGAGCUUCGUCCAGCAUACACUACUUUGA
This is a messenger RNA of Phytophthora nicotianae INRA-310, 219 nucleotides long. RefSeq lists its product as hypothetical. Bases 1 to 219 code for a protein of 72 amino acids. The transcript is spliced from 2 exons. NCBI's taxonomy places the organism in Eukaryota, Oomycota, Peronosporomycetes, Peronosporales, Peronosporaceae. The record is from RefSeq and is a predicted model, not a curated record.